CACAGCUCACGUCAUGUUGGCGUCACGCGAGUGGGUGUAUCCCCUGUAGCACCGACACUUGUUGUAUUCUUGUGGUGUGAACCCCUGCGCUGCCUCCAGGACCUUCAGCGCACUCAAAGUUUUCCUGCAUGCAGCAGUUCCACAGAGCAGGAUCUACGAGGAUGGGUGUUGAUGUUUAACAAUUAAGUCUCAUCAUUUUCAUUGAUUUAUUUAUAAAGAACAUUUGACAUGUGAUAAUGUGGCACUUAAAACGUGUAGAAAGAAUUAUUCGUUGCAGUUAUGCAUUUAAAAUCUAAUGGGGCUGAAGGAUGGCGUGGGGGUGCCUGUCUGAAGCGUGAAGUGGGUGUAGUCUGGUGCCGACCGACGGCAUGCUAACACACAGCAAUCAUUAUCUGCAUUUCGUUCGUAAGUUUGUGGCUGUGAAUUAAUUAAUGCACGUCUCAGUGCGGACAUUACUGCACGAUCCUCUAUGCGUGUUUCAGUGUUUAAUUGUAGUACACCGUACUAGAAUUUAAACUUUUAAUGUGAUUUGAAGUUUUACUUUCUUGAAUAACAAUUAAUAUUUAUCUGUAUGGGAAAGUGAAUAAGGAAUAUAUAACAUUAUUAUUCGUGGUUUCUCACUACUCCCAUAGUUCUUUAAACGGAUAUAGGUGGUUUACCAUUUAGGAAGAAGAAAAGAAAGAGAGAUGAAGCUGUUACACCAUUAAUGAAUGUCUGGUGAAUUCGGUAACUCAAAGCAUUAGAGCACGAAUCUGAAGAUUGUGUGAAUGUAAUUAAAAGUGCUUCUCUGUGUGUUUAUUACAGUGAGGAAUAUUGAAUACAAUUUAAAAUAGACUUCUCUCACCAGUACGUCAGACAACUUUGUAUUUAAAAUACUAGUGAAUUUUUAUUGCAAUGUAGAUAGGUACAAGUUUUCCUUGCAAUUCUCAGUGUUCGAAUUAUAAUGAUCGAAGUUUUACUGUGCUUUCGAGUUACGCGGUUUAAGUGAAUCUAUUAAAGCGAAAGACCCAGAGCAACUGCCGUUAUUACUUUCCCAGAAAAAAGAUUAUUACAGAUAUAAAAGUGAAAUUUGUAUGUGAUACUGUGCUAAUAUCAAGGCAUAGUCUAACGGAUCGUUCAACUUCCGCUGUGCGUUGUGUGAAACGGUGAAAUUUACGAAAUCGGUCAGUAUGACUCAUCGUCGACCAUUUUGUAGGGGAAUUCAUUCUUGCCCAGAGGAAAUGGUUCUUGGUACCUCAACGAGCAGCAUUAUGUAUUCAAACUGCCUGCUUCGUCAGCACUCAGUUCCUGCAGUUCUGUUUCUUCUCGUAAUCUUCGCAUUAGCCCUCAGUUCGGAUGCCGCCAGAGACAUCCCACUGUUCCACGUGACGGCCGUUGCAGGAGACGCCGUAUAUCUGCCAUGCGACAUAACAACGGACAGCGGCGACGCUGUUCUUCUAGUGCUGUGGUACCGUGAGGAUCUCGGCACCCCCAUCUACAGUGUGGACGCACGGGAACAGGAAUUCGGAAAGGCUGAGCGUUGGUCUGAUGAGAAUGUUUUCGCUAACCGCGCCCUCUUUAUGAUGGAGAAGAAACCCGCAGAACUUGGGGUUGACAACAUUCGGAAGGAAGACGCUGGAAUUUACCGCUGUCGGGUAGACUUCAAAAUGGCGCAGACGAGGAAUUCCAGGGUCAACCUCACCGUCAUUGUGCCGCCGGAGAAACUUGUAAUUGUGGAUGAGGAAGGAACGGAAAGGACUUCGGUCGUCGGUCCAUACUCAGAAGGCGCCGAUCUGGCUCUUCGCUGUGACGUGUAUGGUGGCAAACCUCGCCCUGUGGUCAAGUGGUACAGGAACGACCAAUUGGCAAGUAAUGUCUCCACUGCGGUCAAGACUAGCGUCGGCGGCCAUCUUGUCCGCAGCGAGAUCAUUGUCAGGAAUCUCGGUCGCCAAGAUCUGCACUCCCAACUCAAGUGCCGCGCUUCUAACAACAAUAGAACGCACCCGCUGGAGGCUACUGUGCACGUCGACAUGAACUUCAUGCCACUGGACGUGAGAAUCCUGGGGGCCAGCCAGCCUCUGUCUGAGGGCAGGAGGUACGACUUGCUUUGCCAGUCAUCAGGCUCCAGACCACCCGCCAGCAUUACGUGGAAGCUUGACGGGCGGCGGCUCGAGGGGACCAAGGAGACGACCUCAAAUGACGGCAACACGACAACCAGCACGUUGUCACUCACGCCGAAGAAGGAGGACGCGGGGAAGUACCUGUCCUGCCAGGCCAUGAACACCAUCUUUCAGAAGGAAGGUCUAGAGGACGGAUGGAAGUUGGAGAUUUAUUAUAUUCCCAUGGCGAGACUGCAGCUCGGCUCGUCUCUCAACCCCGAGACAAUUCGGGAAGGUACCGAUGUGUACUUCGACUGCCUGAUUCAAGCGCGACCGUCGGUUUAUAAAGUGGAGUGGCGGCAUAAUGGCCGGAUGCUCAACCACAACGUGGGGCAAGGAAUCAUAAUCAGCAACCAGAGUCUGGUGCUGCAGGGUGUGAGUAGGGCUAGCGCCGGUAACUACACCUGUGUGGGCCACAACACAGAAGGUGACGGGGAAAGCAACUACUUCUAUCUCAACGUCAUGUAUGCUCCAACAUGCAAGGCAAACCAGACACGUGUGCACGGUGUUGCAAAGCAGGAGAAGGCAAAUAUCUCUUGCCAGGUAGAGGCCAAUCCUCCCGACGUUCAGUUCCGAUGGACAUUUAACAAUUCUGCAGAGAGUCUGGAUGUGGCUUCAGCUCACAUUGCUAGGUCUGGCACCUCUAGUGUUGUCUCCUACACCCCUAUGACUGAACUGGACUAUGGCACACUCCUAUGUUGGGCCUCCAACCGCAUUGGCAACCAGCGAGUGCCUUGUGUCUUUCACAUUAUCGCAGCAGGUCGGCCAGAUCAAGUAUACAACUGUACAGUUUCCAACACGUCCAUGACAUCAUUUUCAGUGCACUGUUCACCGGGCUUCAAUGGAGGAAUGGAACAGUUAUUCCUUAUGGAAGUAAGGGAGUCUCAGAGCCAAGUCCUACAUUACAAUGUCUCCUCAACAGUUCCUAGAUUCAGCGUAACGGGACUUGAAGCCGGAUCACACUAUCAGGCCUGUGUGUACUCUUUCAACCACAAGGGCCGAAGUGAACCUGUUGUCAUACAGGCCUCCACACUAAGAUUGCCAGAGAAGCAGCUCACAUCAGAGAAAGAGCGACCACGUCCUGGGUUCCGCUUCACCCCAAUGAUGAGUGUACUGAUCGGGGUGGUGUCAGCACUGCUGAUAGUGGCCGUGGUGGUGGGUAUAGUGCUUCGCCUCCAGUGUUCACAUAAUGAAGAUCGCCGAAAGCAACAUAAAGCAGCAGCCCACGAGCAAAGAAAUCGAGGUUCCAGUUCUGGAGGUGGAGGCUCAGGAGGUGAGAAGGGAGGUAACAGCCCCAUCAAUAAACUUGACCCUGGAGGCACGGAGAGUGGCGACAGUGAUGAGAAGAAUCCCGACAUCAUACCACAGCCUAGCAAUGUUGAACCAGAGGCUCAUGCAGACUACGUCCGUAAACGUCAGCACAUAUCAACGAUUGAGACUACGUCGCCUUCGCGAAGCCUGCUGCAAGGGGCCCCUGGGGGAACUGCAGCCUACGCGGGUUACUGCACCCUUCGCAACGGUAUGCCCCUUCAGGACCUCAACAACAUAGGAAGCAAGCCUAAAAUGAAGCCUGGCGGCCAGGGCUCUUCGUACCAGUCGUCAGGCUGCACACUUCCUCGCCAGCAUUGGCCCACGUACACAUCAGGGAUCCGGCACCACCAGCAGGUGCCAGGAAGCUCCAUGUGCACCACUUCAUAUCCAUCCCCCGGAGCCGUAGCGUCGCUUCACCAUCAUUCACAUCCCCACCUGCAUCAUCAGGCUUCACUGUCUCAGCUACCCCCUGAAGCUACAGCAUCCAGCACCACAGCAGUUGUCAAAUCCCAGAAACAACCACUAUUACUGGCGGGUCCGGCGCUGGGAGAAGAAGAACUACCCACAGCAGAAACACCUCUAAUGGUCACGAAAAGGGAAAGUACUGUCUGACUAGUGACAAAGUUGUGAAAUCAUUAUUUGAUAACUGUAAAGACAAGAAGCUGUAAGACCUUGCCACGUUUACUAAGUGCGGGAUUUGUCAAGCAUACAGUUUUUAAAACUUUUAUAUCAAGUGCCCUUUUUUAAUCAUAACAGCCUAACAAAAGACAUUUAUAAUGGAAUGAGAUAUGAAUUCAAAAACAUAGUGUUAUUAAUGGUGUGUGUGAUUUCAGGUUAAAGAUUAUGGAUGUUCCUCUUUUGUCUGUUGUAACAAGAACCUGCAAGAACCAGUCUGUAACAUAAGGGAGCCCACGGAAGUAAUCUAUCGAACAAAAUAAUUGAAAUCAACGAAGAAAAGAUAAAUAUGAAACAUUUAACUCCUUAAGUGUACAAAGAGGUAACUUUUUGUGUUUUGAAAAUACUCAUACAACAUUCCCUCGAUAUUUUCUUUUGCACCUAAUUGUGAGUGUGAAAAUAAAUAACCUUGAACUUUUCAAGAAUCA
Messenger RNA from Cryptotermes secundus, 4552 nucleotides. It is a transcript of the gene side-VII, whose product is annotated as synaptogenesis protein syg-2. The record is from RefSeq and is a predicted model, not a curated record. Lineage: Eukaryota; Metazoa; Arthropoda; Insecta; Blattodea; Kalotermitidae. The transcript is spliced from 14 exons. Gene Ontology annotation, molecular function: protein binding. The coding region runs from base 1170 to 4061 and encodes 963 amino acids.